AUGAGUGGCCAGUAUUUUGCGACUUAUGUGGAAGAUCUGGAGCAGGAUCCAUUCGAUGCCAUUGAUUUUGUUGAACGAGUUGCAUGGCGAAUGACUGGUGGAGCAGAAACUAUCACUGAUCCUGUAUCGUUGAAGAACAAGUUCGAAGAGGAGAUAGGCAGUCUGCAAAUGUUAUGCGAUCAGUUUCAGAGCAAAAUUGCCAUGUUGGAGAACGAGCUGAACAAGGACAAACGUGAGUAUGUCAAUCAGCUUCAGCGAUUGUAUGAAAGGAACGCUGAGGCUAUUGACAAAAUAAAGCAACUUGACGCGACAAUGCAGACAGUUUCCACGAAAGUUGUGCAUUUGGGAGAUCAGCUUGAAUCAGUUCACCAACCGAGACAACGAGCGCAUGAUGCACUUCAACUAAUCCAGCACUUUGAUGAGUUCCUGUCAGAUCAGCCUCUUAACUCGAUGAUCUUCACCGACCCAGAUAAGAAACUGUACUCGAUUUCACAGGAAUUGUCGAAAGACAAGUUCCUCGCGGUGCAAGCAAGAAUUGCGCACAGGUAUGAAGAAGUAGAACGAUUACUGAUUGAUGAGUUCGGACGUGCUCAGCGUGACGAGAAGAAAAUGGCAGAAGUUGCGAAAAUUUUAAGCGAGUUCAAGGGUUAUUCUCAUUGUGUCGCUCGGUAUGUGGAGUAUAUCCAGUCGCUGUUCCGAAGUGGUACCGACGAUGUCUUAUUCAGAAGCACUCCAACUUGUUCGAACCCACAAACCAAAGAUAGAGGCUAUUUUCCCGAGUCCAACAGCAGUUGUACAAAAACUGAUCCUGAGCUUAUACACGGGAAGACUCAAAGACCACAUUUAUGCGAAAUUACGGGAAUCAUUCUGCGACUAAAUAAGGAACUCGAUGCACUUCAUGUUAGCUCAGAUGCGUCCUUCUUGCCAACUCUGACUCGUUCUAUAUUUGACAGGUAUUUGUCCACUUAUCAGAGUGAAGAGUUGGAUUAUCUCCAUGCCCAGUGCAGCAACAUGCUUCAACGGUUUUAUGAGUCAAAGAAACAUGUGAAGAAGCAAAUUCAUAGUGGAGGUUUGCAAGAGUUGAAACGGGACGUGCAGGCACGUCUCUUAACUGUAGAAACGUAUGGUGGAGAGACCUUCCUGUCAGAAGACGUCGCUAUCAGCAUUUUGCAAGAAACUAAAAAUGCUUUCAAUAGAGCAUCUCAGCUUUGCGAGAAAUCGCGAGGUUCCCACACAGCGAGAACAUACUGGAUAUACUGCUUAGGGAUCUCCUUGGCCGAGCCUAAGACUCCCCCACCUGCCUACUUUUUUGCUGUCGUUUCGCAAAAUACCACGAUAGUGCUUUUGUUGAUGAAACAGUACGAGGAUUCAGUACUUCCUCUAAUAAAGGGUAGCGUCGUUGAACAGUGUGUGGCGAAGAAGUGGUCAACUUCUUUACGCUCACUAGAACAAAAGAUUAACAUGGGGCUGGAAAGACAGCUGAACGCUAUCGUCGGUUAUGUACGAUUUGUUCUCACGUCAGAACAGAAGAAAGCUGAUUUCCGUCCUGAUAACCAGCAAAUCAAUUUGCAAGCAUCUGCGCCCUGCCAGCAAGUUGUACGCUUCCUAGCAGGGCAAGCGGCUGCCAUGGAGCGGGGCUGUGACGGAGGCAAUCUUGUUAUAUUACAAACAGAAUUAGCGAAUCGACUGUACAAGCUUCUGCUCAAUCAUGUUCAGCAGUUCACCUUCAACUCAGCUGGCGCUAUGCUUUUGCUGUGCGAUCUCAACGAGUACCGGAAAUGUGUGUCACAAUGGCGUCUGGAGGCAAACGUGUCCAGGCAAUUCGAGAGUUUGCAUGCGCUGGCGAAUCUUCUCGUGGCUGAUGUCGAUCAAACGUUGAUUCAAGACUUCAUCAAACUUCGUCAUGAUUAUAGGAAUCUGAAGAUCAGCAUGUCGAUGGAAGCUGUUCGUUUGAAGGAAGCGGGUAAUGUAUGUUUCCGUGAAAAGCGUUACCACAAAGCCAUCGAACUCUAUUCGCAAAGUCUACAAAAGCAACUCUCCGCUCCUGUUCUCGGUACUUUA
Cooperia oncophora is the source of this 2061-nucleotide messenger RNA. Lineage: Eukaryota; Metazoa; Nematoda; Chromadorea; Rhabditida; Trichostrongylidae. The record is from the annotation of a GenBank genome assembly.